AUGGGUAAUGUCUGCAACGGAACUGUCUUCAAUCACCCAGUGCAAAUGACGGCAUUAGCCUGUGGUGUAUCAAUGGGUACGAUAUAUCGACUGAAGCCAGGCCAGCUCCCAGGAAAUUCAAGUGGUCAAACUGCACCACCACCUCCUCCUCCACCUCCUCGAAAACUGACCAAGGAAGAAGAAGCUAGAAAAGCACUGUUAGAACAGAGCUGUGAGCAAAUGCGUGUACUCGUGAUGAAGAAGUAUGGCCAAGAAUGGGGCGAUAUUGUUCGCCAUUUUGUUCUCGAAGAAUUGAAGCAGAAUAAGAAUUUGUCAGUUCUUGAACUACAUAAUAAGCUUGUUUGGGCAUACGCUGACUUUCCAAUGCCUGCCCCAACGCUGUACGCCUUUCUGAAAGGCUUAGGUUUCACUUACAGAGUAGAAGGAAGCAAAAGCAUUGUUGUGAAACCGAUUGUGGUCAAAGACAUAACUUACACGAUUCCCUAG
Cylicostephanus goldi is the source of this 486-nucleotide messenger RNA. Lineage: Eukaryota; Metazoa; Nematoda; Chromadorea; Rhabditida; Strongylidae. The record is from the annotation of a GenBank genome assembly.